Molecule: messenger RNA, 2823 nt
Organism: Myotis lucifugus (little brown bat)
Lineage: Eukaryota; Metazoa; Chordata; Mammalia; Chiroptera; Vespertilionidae
Gene: NUMBL
Product: NUMB like, endocytic adaptor protein
Source: RefSeq, a predicted model, not a curated record
GGUAGGGGAGUGUGCCCAUCCCAAGCCAGCCUCUCACCUUUUCCUCUGUCCCUUGGGCAGGGCAGACCCAGAAGGCCUGAGCAGCAUCUGCCCCCAGCCCCCUGUGGGGCCCCGGGGCCCCCUGAAACCUCCAGGACGGAGUCAGACGGGGCUGGCACAAUGAACAAGUUAAGGCAGAGCCUGCGGCGGCGGAAGCCAGCCUACAUGCCUGAGGCAUCACGCCCGCACCAGUGGCAGGCAGACGAGGACGCGGUGCGCAAGGGCACGUGCAGCUUCCCAGUCAGGUACCUGGGUCACGUGGAGGUGGAGGAGUCCAGGGGGAUGCACGUGUGUGAGGAUGCUGUGAAGAGGCUGAAGGCGAUGGGCCGGAAGUCCGUGAAGUCGGUCCUGUGGGUGUCAGCCGAUGGGCUCCGAGUGGUGGAUGACAAGACCAAGGACCUGCUGGUGGAUCAGACCAUUGAAAAGGUCUCCUUUUGUGCUCCUGACCGCAACCUUGACAAGGCUUUCUCUUACAUCUGCCGUGAUGGGACCACCCGCCGCUGGAUCUGCCACUGUUUCCUGGCACUCAAGGACUCCGGCGAGAGGCUGAGCCACGCCGUGGGCUGUGCUUUUGCUGCCUGCCUGGAGCGGAAACAGCGGCGCGAGAAGGAAUGUGGGGUCACGGCUACCUUCGAUGCCAGCCGCACCAGCUUUGCCCGCGAGGGCUCCUUCCGCCUGUCUGGGGGUGGGCGGCCCACUGACCGAGAAGCCCCGGACAAGAAGAAAGAGGCGGCAGCUGCCCCCACUGCGGCUCCCGGCCCUGCCCAGCCUGGGCGCGUGUCCCCGACACCGGCCACCACAUCCCCUGGUGAGAAGGGUGAGGCAGGCACCCCCGUGGCUGCAGGCACCACCGCAGCCGCCAUCCCCCGUCGCCACGCCCCCCUGGAGCAGCUGGUUCGCCAGGGCUCCUUCCGUGGGUUCCCGGCGCUCAGCCAGAAGAACUCGCCUUUCAAACGGCAGCUGAGCCUGAGGCUGAAUGAGCUGCCAUCCACGCUGCAGCGCCGCACUGACUUCCAGGUGAAGAGCACAGUGCCUGAGAUGGAGCCGCCUGGGGCCAGCGACAGCGACAGCAUCAGUGCUCUGUGCACACAGAUCAGCUCGUCUUUUGCCAGUGCUGGAGCGCCAGCACCAGGGCCGCCGCCUGCCUCCACAGGGACGUCUGCCUGGGGCGAGCCGUCGGUGUCCCCGGCAGCCGCCUUCCAGCCUGGGCACAAGCGGACGCCUUCGGAGGCCGAGCGGUGGCUGGAAGAGGUGUCCCAGGUGGCCAAAGUGCAGCAGCAGCAGCAGCAGCAGCAGCAAGUGUCCUCGGUGCCUGCCGCACCCCCUCCCCUGCAGCCCUUCCCCGCCCCCGUGGGGCCCUUCGAUGCCGCACCUGCCCAGGUGGCCCUGUUUCUGCCACCCCCACACAUGCAGCCCCCUUUUGUGCCCACCUACCCAGGCUUGGGCUACCCGCCCAUGCCCCGCGUGCCCGUGGUGGGCAUCACGCAGCCAGCACCCACCCCAGCCCAUGAGUUGGACCCCUUUGAGGCCCAGUGGGCAGCAUUAGAAGGCAAACCCGCCGUAGAGAAGCCUUCUAACCCCUUCUCGGGCGACGUGCAAAAGACCUUCGAGAUUGAACUGUAGCCCCAGCCGCCCUGCCCACCCCAUGAUCUCCAGGUGCCCCACACCUAGGAGUUGAAGCCCACCUCUCCCCUCAUCUUGCUCCCUGGGGCUUCGCCCCUCAAUAUCCCUCUAACUCCUCCUCUCGACCACCCCCACAACCACUAUAGAACCGACAUUGUGACGCCCAGGUUUCCACAGGAUGGAAUUCAGGACAGAUCAGCCUGGCAAUGCUCCCUCCCCCACCCCAGGCACUGGGAUGGCUGUAGUCCCACGGAGCGCCCUCGGUUCAAGCUACAGUUUCCAGUUUCUGUUGUUGACCUUCCACCUUCCACUGUUGGAUGGGCUGGGGGAGGGAUGUCCAUUUAGGGGCUCUCCUGGGCCCCACAUGGUUGCCCCCCCCACACACAGCACAAGCAAAGGGCUUCCCUCUGCCCACCCGCUGCGUUCACUGCCAAUGCUGUGCUCACCGUUAGCCCUCUCCCCCACUCGGCCCACAUCUUCCUUGGACCAAGGUCUCUUGGGGGCAGGGGCCAAGUUGGGGGCCCAGGAAGUGAGUUUGGGGGGAGGGCAAGGAGAUGCUCAGUUACCUCACGUUGGUGCCCCCUGGGGAGGGGCCCAGAGGAAGGGGGAGGGGUGCCUGGCGGGUACUUUUCUAUCUUUUAUUUCCAGAUUUUUUUGUAUCUAAACUUGCAGAUUUGUAUUAUACCAGGAUAGCCAAUAAAGGAAGAAUAUAAUGGUGCCCCUCAGGAAAGCGGGGUGUGUGUCUGGGAGGGACGGUGAGGUCACAGCCUUCCUCCUGAGGCGUCCCCUAAAGCAAGAGGGUCUCCCUGCAUGAUAACCCGAGUCAGAACGUAGCAGCAGGUAGCAGCUGGCCUGGCACGGAGAGGUGAGUAGUAAAGGGUGCCCACAAUUAAUCACCCCAUUUCUGAUGCUUCAGAUUUUGAACCCAGGAAUUAAAAUUCUAAUCUGCUGCUAAUAAGUUCAGUAUUAAAAUCCCUUCAAGUUAACGAGGUUUGGAAUAGUAUGAGCUGGUCGAUUCUUGUGUCAUCGAUUGUAUUCUCUGUAACCGAGACCAAAGUGACAUUUGAUGUGGCAGCAUGUUCCAAGUCUGUCUUGUUUUGGGCCCCUGGAUAUAAUCUACCUUAUAUAUUUUUAAAUAUAUAAAUUAUAUGCUUAACUCUU